CAAAGCAAAUUUAUAAACAAUUCUAAUCUCUAGAAAAAUGUUUUGUAACAUGUAAAAUUUUAACUUUUUUUGGAGCAUGCCUGAUAUAGGUUGACAGAGCUGUUUUAAGUUAUUCAGAUAUUACCACACCUCUACAAUCAGUUACAACCAUCUACCUGACACCCAUGAAAGGUGUAGUAUGUCAGGUGAGGAUCUGUUUUCUUCGGAGCUAUUCGACACCCAUUAAAGGCAACUUUCUGCUCCGAGCGAGUCAUGUGACGGUGACAUUCGGAUACUGCCACACGUUGAGAUCCUGUCCGCCUGCAGUGCGGCGGCACAGGAGGCGAGAUGACGUUCAUCGCCAAGACCUUCUACGACCUGAGAGCCACCACGCUGGAGGGCGACGUGGUGGACUUCAACGUGUACAGGGGACGGGUGGUCCUCAUAGAGAAUGUGGCCUCGCUCUGAGGAACCACCACCCGGGACUUCAGCGAGCUCAACCAGCUGCAGAGCAAGUACCCCCAUCGGCUUGUGGUCCUGGGUUUCCCCUGUAAUCAGUUUGGAUACCAGGAGAACUGCACAAAUCCCGAGAUCCUGAAUUCACUGCAGCAUGUCCGUCCAGGCGGAGGCUUCACCCCCAACUUCACCAUCUUCCAGAAAUGUGACGUCAACGGGACGAACACGCAUCCGGUGUUCGCCUACCUGAAGGACAAACUGCCCCAUCCUGACGAUGACCCCACGUCACUCAUGCAGGAUCCCAAAUUUCUGGUGUGGAGUCCCAUCAGCAGAUCGGACGUCUCCUGGAACUUUGAGAAAUUCCUCAUCGCGCCAGAAGGAGAGCCCUUCAAAAGAUACAGCAAAAAGUUCCCAACCAUCGACAUUGAGCCCGACAUCCAAAGACUGUUGAGAUUAACGAAGAACUAAGAAUAGCCCCCCGCCUCUUAAUGGCUUCUCAUAUGUAACUGUCAAAGAUGAGACUCUGUCUUCCACAUGUUUAAGCCUUAAUAAAUGACGGUGAUAUUCUAAAAAUGAGGGGAUAUCACCUGAAAUCCUGUAAGUGCUUAACAAUUGUGGGAGGACAAAUGAAGCACAGCUUAUUUUUCAAAUAUAAGAAUUUGUUUUCAUUGGAAAAAGCCUGUCAAACAUAGCUCAAGAACCCUGUGGUUUUCUGUUUGAAAAAGAUCCCAGAUGACGUAUGUACAUAAGUACUGUCAUGAAUAGCUUGGUGUAAUUCUGUUUGUUGUACCAUGAUACUCAUAAUAAUGUAUUUUAACUCAUAAGGCUAGUUGCUAUUAAAAGCAAACUGUGGUUUAUUUCCCCUCCUAGUGGUACCCUUGGAUGGCCAGCAGAUGACACCACAGAAUAAGUCAUGCAGAAAGAUAAGUUCCUGUCGAGCCCUUCUGAAUUAACAUGCUCCACACAUACACACUAAGGAAAUGUUUGCACUGCAAUAA
Salarias fasciatus (jewelled blenny) is the source of this 1433-nucleotide messenger RNA. It is a transcript of the gene gpx2, whose product is annotated as glutathione peroxidase 2. Gene Ontology annotation, molecular function: glutathione peroxidase activity. Lineage: Eukaryota; Metazoa; Chordata; Actinopteri; Blenniiformes; Blenniidae. The transcript has 2 exons. Gene Ontology annotation, biological process: response to oxidative stress. The record is from RefSeq and is a predicted model, not a curated record.